Molecule: messenger RNA, 885 nt
Organism: Colletotrichum navitas
Lineage: Eukaryota; Fungi; Ascomycota; Sordariomycetes; Glomerellales; Glomerellaceae
Product: ribosomal L18ae protein family
Exons: 4
Coding region: 159-683 (174 amino acids)
Biological process (GO): translation
Cellular component (GO): cytosolic large ribosomal subunit; ribosome
Molecular function (GO): structural constituent of ribosome
Source: RefSeq, a predicted model, not a curated record
AAUCCUUUUUGCUCCUGGCGCGCCAAAUUCUUCCAAGUUCUUCGACCGCGCAACCACCACGAUAUCGGAUAUUCGACGACCAUCGGCCAGCUCUUCACAGUAAGUCAAAAGCCUUACGCAAUCCACGACAAUACAAUUUGGUUCUAACAGUCUUUCAGAUGGGUCGUCUCACGGAAUACGAGGUCAUCGGGCGUCACUUGCCCACCGAGUCCAACCCGACUCCCGCCCUGUACCGCAUGACCAUCUUUGCUCCCAAUGUCACGGUUGCGAAGUCCCGUUACUGGUACUUCUUGCGUGGCCUGAAGAAGGUCAAGAAGGCCACCGGUGAGAUCGUCAGCGUCAAGGAGAUCCACGAGAAGCACCCCCUCAAGGUCAAGAACUUCGGUAUCUGGAUCCGCUACGACUCUCGCUCCGGCACCCACAACAUGUACAAGGAGUACCGCGAGAUGUCCCGCACCGACGCCGUCGAGGCUCUCUACUCCGACAUGGCCGCCCGCCACCGUGCCCGCUUCAGGUCCAUCCACAUUCUCAAGGUCGUCGAGCUCGAGAAGGGCGACGACGUCAAGCGUCCCUACAUCAAGCAGCUCAUCACCAAGGACCUCAGCUUCCCUCUCCCUCACCGCGUCGCCAAGAUCAACAACCAGAAGAUCUUCAGCGCGAAGCGCCCCAGCACCUUUGCAUAAAGCGGUUGUUGGACGCGGCGUUGUUUCUCUGGUUUUCGACAAAUGGAGGGGCGGGCUACUACUACUGGCAGGUGUUCAUUAGGUCUCAUUGAACUAUCACGUGCAUUUGCUCUCUGAAAGGCAGGGGGCCGAACCAAAAAGAAAUGGAAUUCAAUUCAAAAACAUCUUUUGAGCAUGGCCAGCAUGGGGAAAAGGAACCGAU